This is a messenger RNA of Oenanthe melanoleuca, 4491 nucleotides long. It is a transcript of the gene CERS3, whose product is annotated as ceramide synthase 3. Bases 1 to 1176 code for a protein of 391 amino acids. Gene Ontology annotation, molecular function: DNA binding; sphingosine N-acyltransferase activity. NCBI's taxonomy places the organism in Eukaryota, Metazoa, Chordata, Aves, Passeriformes, Muscicapidae. Gene Ontology annotation, cellular component: membrane. Gene Ontology annotation, biological process: ceramide biosynthetic process. The record is from RefSeq and is a predicted model, not a curated record. The transcript is spliced from 11 exons.
AUGGUCUCUUUGACUGCAACAUCAGAAAGCAUGGCAUACAUACUAAAGACACUCAACAGCUGGUUCUGGUGGGAGAAUAUCUGGAUGCCCAUCAACUGCACCUGGGCAGAUUUUGUAGACCGUGAUGGACUGGUCUUUCCCAAACCACAUCAGCUGUAUGCCACAAUCCCAUAUGCUUUUGUAUUGCUGAUCAUCCGAUUCUUCAGUGAAAGAUAUGUUGCUAUACCUCUAGCAAAAGCCUUGGGUAUAAAGAAUGUAAGACGUGUGAAGCCACAGCCUAAUCCUGUGUUAGAGAGUUAUUUCCGGGAGUGCUCAAGACAUCCAUCCCAAUCAGAUAUCAAAGGCCUUGCCAAAAAGUGCAACUGCACUGUCCAUUUGGUGGAGAAAUGGUUCAGGAGACGGCGAAACCUCGAGAUCCCAACAGUGCUCCAGAAAUUCAAGGAAGCUUUCUGGCGAUUUUCAUUCUAUCUGACAUCCUCCAUUGUUGGAUUUAUAUUUCUGUAUGAUAAACCCUGGUUUUACGACAUCUGGCAGACGUGGGUUGGUUAUCCUUUUCAGACCUUGCUGCCGUCCCAGUACUGGUACUACAUGGCCGAGAUUGGGUUUUACUGGUCCCUCAUAUUUACCCUUGGGAUUGAUAUCAGACGGAAGGAUUUUAUGGCUCACGUCGUUCAUCACCUGGCAGCCAUCGGGUUGAUGAGUGGCUCUUGGUGUGGCAAUUACGUGCGGCUUGGAACUCUGGUGAUCUUCGUGCACGACACUGCAGAUUUCUGGCUCGAGGCAGCCAAAAUGUUUAAUUAUGCUCGCUGGGAGAAAACCUGCAACAUGCUGUUUAUCAUCUUUGCUAUCGCAUUCUUCAUCACCAGGAUGAUCCUGUUGCCCUUCUGGAUUCUUCGUGCCACACUCUAUCAGCCUACCUACUACUCCACAACUCCUGUCAUAGCAUAUUUUUUAUUCAAUGGGAUGUUAUUAACACUCCAAGGCUUGCAUUUAUAUUGGGGUUACUUAAUUUUCAAGAUUUUGAAAAGAUUCGUUUUCUUAAAGGACUUGAAAGAUGAUCGGAGUGAUGAAGAGGAGGAAGAUUCUGUUACAGACACUGAAGAGGAGUCCACAAAGAGUGGCAGCAAGAACAGCAGUGGGUCAAGCAAACACCUGCUAAACAGCAGCCACCACUAGCCCUGUCCUGCCUCACAUCCUGCAGUGGUUCCUGCUCGGGUUUUAGCCCAGCCUACAGGACAGGAUUUAAAUCAAAAGGCUUGUGAAAGACUGUGAUUGAUUUAUUGUUGGCUACUGGACCUGGAAAAAAGCCCAGUUUAGAGGGGAGGGAGAAAUUGCAUAACAUGACACAAUGUGUUAAUGACCCACUUUCGGAAUCAUUGCGGAGUGUGUGGAAAGAUGUUUGGACACGCUGACUGACAGUGCUCCACAAGGGCAAAGCUCAAGAGAGUCAAGUAAUUUAGUGUUCCGUUGAUUCUAAUGUUGUUUUUCAAUCUGAUAUAAGAUAUAUUUCAUCAAACAAUUUAAAUCACAGAUGUUUUGUGGUAGGUAGGUAGUGUGAACUCUAUUAGGAACCAGAAUUACUCAAGGUGGGAAAAAUUUGACAGUUCUGUACAGUGACUGGCAUUUUAUCUUUAUUUUUCAGUUUAAACCCUCAUCAAAAUGGGUAUUUUUCUGAGUUAUAUUUCAUUUCCUGGAGGCCAGAGGAAGCGAACAUGGAGAAAUUCAAAUUACUUGUCUGUGAAGGGUUGGCCAAGUCUUAUAUUAUUAUAAUAAUACAGUCUUUCUCUGAAGCAAUAGAUAGAUGAAAUAUUGUGUCAAGGAAGUCACUGUUAAAACAGCAAAACUCAGCCCAAAUUCUCAGCUGCACUCUAGGCUUCUCAAAAGUCAUUCAGUCAUUUUGGCCCAGUGUUAGAACAGAAGGUGCAGAGGGGAGAGAAGAGGGGAAAUGGAAAUUGGGUCUUUUCACAGAUUCUUGUGCACUUAACUGUCUUCAAACCUGCCAAACACCCUCUGCUCCUCGGUCAUCUUCAAUCAGAAAGUUAAAACUGAAUCUCAUCCAUUCUCUUCUCAUGAUCUUGUCUCAGCUUUGGAUACUGCCUUCUCUGGAGUGAGGCCACCAAGUUCUGUUUUGUGUUCUGGAGUGUUCACUGCAGGUGCCUGGGCACUGGGGAGCACGGGACUGGCACAGGAUCUCACUCUGCCACUGCUGUGGAUUCAUUUGAUGCCAGGAUCUGUAUUGCCAUCUCUGCUCUUUUGUAAAUGGGGAACCACAUCAGCUAGACCCAAACCUGGAUGUAUGUGACUUCAACAUGCAACUAGUGAACAACAGCUGCCCUUACCUAAAGUGCCUCUAUGCUAAAUUUGCACUUCUGUUAACACAAGUGGGGCUGCAGCAGCAUUUUCAGUCCUGGGGCUCUCCAUGGAGAGCCAAGGCCUUGUAAACAGGGUGGUGCCAGUCCCAUUUCCCUCUGCAUUAGCUCACAGGGUCAUAAAGGAUUUGUGUCAUAAGUUUGGGAGGCGAGAGGCUGUGCAUGUGGUUCUACAGUAGCUGAGAUCAUCUGGGGAGCUAAAUCCAGUAGCUUGAUAGAGGCCAGGGGAGCACUCCUAGAGCAGCCCCAGUGCAGAGCGUCCAGUUCAGAAUGGCUCCGUUCCCCUCUGGCUGCUCCAGCGGGAACUGGGGACCUGCAGGAAGCUUUACAGGACUGACUUGUUUUCCUAAGAUUUCCUUGGCAAGUGGGAUGUAAUUCAGUGACUGCAGCAUUGAAAGAAUGGGAAAUGUUUGCGAUCUCAGAUAUGAAGAAGUGGGUUUUGUGCAGUUACAAGAAGCUGUAAGAGGCCUUUGUUACAGAGGCUUUUUUUACAGUGUCUAAUUUUUUACUUGUAUUUUGCAUCAUUUUGGACCCAAAUGUGCAUGAGGAAGGAACAUGGCCUACAGCUUCUGAGAAGGAAGGGAGAUGUGUGGUGGUGGAAAAGGACCCCUGUUCCAGUGCUUGCAGUUGAGUGAUGCCACUUGGGCUGAGUGGGCAGAACCUCCUCAGCAGCCUUUGGCCACCACUGCCCUUCCUGCACAGAUGAGAAGAACACCUUAAAUACUGCAGGGGGGCAAUAUGGGGAGUGUAAGCCCUGAUGGCAACGUGUAAUGCAACUGGAGAGUUUGGCAGGGGCACAGUUCUUAUCUGUGGCAUGGGGCCAUUUAUUGCCUGCAUGAAAAACACUUUCCUAACAAAACGUGGAAAUCCGGCGUCUUGGAGGAUUUACACUGCCUUGGGAGAGACAACGGUGCUUUCUUCAAGAUGUAACAGGGGUUUGGGAGGUGGCCAGGGUAUUAUCAUUUGAUUUUGUGCCAGAAGCUUUCCUCCUAUGACUAGGAAAGGAAUUUAGGAAAGGAAACACAAAGAAUGAUGUUGUCACAGGAAUGAGCCUCUGAACAACUACUGAUUUUUAAAUUGGAAUUUAUAGUCUCCUUGAGGCCAAAACUUGCCUUUCCUACCCAGGACAAGUCUCCCACUGAAGCCAAUUAACUCUGUUGGAGUCUUGCCUAGGAAAAAUUUUGGAUUGCAGUUAUCCAACCUAAUUGCAAGAACUGUUGUUCUAAGUUGAUGUGAAACUGAGAUCAUAAAAAAAGAACAAAAGGUAGAUAAAUACAGUCAAAUAUAAAACUUUGAGGCAAAUUUUGGCUGAGUACAGAAGAAUAUGGAAGAAAGUAACAUCCUGAAGGUGAAGAUUAAUUCUAGGCACAGUAAACAACCAAAUAACAUUGCAGUGGGAGGGGGUGGAAGGCAGGCAGGCCAUGGAGAGCCCUUUCCAGGGAUUACUGUCAUGGGCUGUUAGAGUGUCCUCUGUUAACAUCAGAUUGGUCAUUCCUGGAGUUAUGUGCAUUUAUUUUCCCCUUUUUUUACUGAUGGUCAGAAACAAGAAGCUGAGGUCAUGGGGCACAAUUUCUGCUAAAGAAAUUUAUGUCAUGGUGCUUCAAAAUUUUCAGCCUAUUCAAUGCAGUGCAAUGCAGAUUCAACAUUUUUAUAAUCUUGUUGUGCAAAGAGCCUAAAAAUGCAGGUGCAGAACAACUGUAGGUGUGUAUGGGAGCAAAGAUAGACUCUAACUUUUUCUUUUUACCAUUUCACAAAGUGUGUCCUGGUUCAAUGAGUUGAUACUGUGCAUCUGGCUUUGCUGUGUCAUUUUGACUGUGCCAAACUAUUUCUGAUAGAGCUAUAGACUGAAAAUCAAAUCUUAGUCCAUAAGACUCAGAGGAAACUCUUCUGUCUAAUUUCUCUGGAUUUAGUUCAGAUAUUCCUAUCCAUGUGUACUCUGCUUCCUCCAUUCCUGUGUCAUGCUUAGAUUUACCAGCCUGCUCUGGUUUGGGUUUACAGAUCUCCUUUACUCCACAGAACUCACUUUGUCAAUUCAUGUUAUUUGGUAUAAUUGUCUUUAUUUGUUUUUAACACCACUUGACUUUGGUCAGUUGAAAUACACACUACAAAUAAAUAUUUUUUA